AUGCAAGGCAAUUCCUUUGAUGAGAAUAUGAUCAUCAAGGAGAAUAGGACGUUAUUUUUGCAAACAAGCAAGGGAUUCAUAUCCUAUCUAGAACUUGAAAAUGAAGUGUUCAAACCGAUAGGCUAUCGCAUCUCCUCAUACAGUGAACCUGUGCCAGUGCUGAAACAAAUGAAAAAACGAACUUGUCAGGAAGUUUUCGAUGAAUGGUCAAUAAUAGCUCGAAGUCACCAUCCUGGAAAAAAAAUCGUAGAAUGGAUACCAGAACCACUUUUUAACAAAUUUUCUAUGAAUGGCCAUGCAAUGAUUCACACAUGGUAUUUACAUGAAGAAAAUUCAGUAGAACGAGUCUGGAGGAGAGAUGAAAUCAAUAAGUUUAUAAAGCAAGAUCCGUAUUCGUUUUUAAACUAUGGACAAGAAGGAAUAGCAGUUCAUUAUGCAACAUUACGUCACAAAAUUCGUGGAAAUAUAGGAUUAGUGAUAGGCACGAUUAUUCCAUGGGUGGAAGUAAUCUGCAUCAGGAAUGGAGCUAAAAAGAUGAUUACUGUGGAUUACAAUAAUAUAACAAUUGAUCAUCCCCAAAUGGAAUACCGCAAUGCGAUCAAUUUAGCAAUUCAGUGGAAAAAUUGUAGUGAAGGUUUCGAUUUUGUUAUCGCUUUUUCGAGCAUUGAACAUAGUGGCCUUGGUCGUUAUGGUGAUCCAUUAGACCCGAUGGGAGAUAUUCGAGAAAUUCGCAAGAUCCAUUGCUUUCUUAAAAAAGAUGGAUUGCUUUUCUUAGGCUUACCAAUUGAUUAUAUGGAUCAUUUAGUGUUUAACGCACAUCGAAUUUAUGGACCACUGCGAGCAUCAAUACUUUUUGAAGGUCCAUGAUUUCAAGUGAUUGAUGUUUUUUGGAAAGAAGAAAGAAUUCCAUUUGAUUCAAAUGUAUUCAAAGCAGAACAACCGAAACCAGUCUAUGGCAAUCUUCAUCGAUUAUUUGUUCUCAAAAAAUUAUAA
Molecule: messenger RNA, 993 nt
Organism: Dracunculus medinensis (Guinea worm)
Lineage: Eukaryota; Metazoa; Nematoda; Chromadorea; Rhabditida; Dracunculidae
Source: the annotation of a GenBank genome assembly